Messenger RNA from Rhopalosiphum maidis (corn leaf aphid), 2415 nucleotides. Its product is annotated as colorectal mutant cancer protein. Gene Ontology annotation, molecular function: calcium ion binding. The transcript has 13 exons. The record is from RefSeq and is a predicted model, not a curated record. Lineage: Eukaryota; Metazoa; Arthropoda; Insecta; Hemiptera; Aphididae. Bases 206 to 2263 code for a protein of 685 amino acids.
AUCCGUAUUUGUUGUUAUAAUCUUGUUAUUUACUCAAGUAAAUUAUAAUUUACAAGUUAUUGAUACUCAGAUUUCGAUGAUCGCAUGUUAAAAAAUGGACUAAAAACUGAAUGUUAUGUUCUUUGGAAUAGAUUGAUUCUACAAAAAGACUUAGAGUCUCGCGCCGGUGUUGAAUUUAAAAAUGUUGACUACGAAAUGAAUCGUUAUGGACGAACAACAAUCUGUGUCCGAAAGCGUAGAGACGAGUUCAAUAUGUGAAGAAGAGCGGGCGAGGAAGCUGUUCCAAGCCUGUGAUGGCGAUGGCGAUGGUUACAUCGAUAGUCGAGAUCUGUUGACUAUUUGUCGUCAGUUAAAUUUAGAGGAUAGUGUCGAUGACUUGAUGAAAGAAUUGGGUGCUGAUAAAUCUGGUCGUAUAUCGUUUGAUGAGUUUGUUAGACGUCGUUUGGAAUUACGAACAGAAAUCAAUGCACUUCGUGUCCAUAUCUAUGACCCAUUACCUGAAUACUUGCCUACCAGUAGUGAUAAUAGUUUGGGAGCAUUAUCUGGUGGCAAACAUGAAAGCUGGGAAUUUGAUAGUGGUGCCAGAGAUCUAAGUCCUGAACCAAAUUCUGUUCGUAUGCAAAAUCUACUACAAACGGGAGGAUCAGCUAACUCUGGAAAUUUACUACAUCUUGCUAAUAAAUUGCAUUUGGCUGCAUUGAAGUCAUUGAAAACUGAAAUAUCAGAUUUAACUAAACAAUUGCAAUUGGCCAAUGAAAAAAAUGAUAUUCUUGAAACAUCUAUAAAUCAAAUCAAAGUUACAACAGAAAUUGAUAUAAAACAGAAAUACGAAGAAAGAAUAACUGAAUUGCAUUCAGUUAUUGCUGAAUUAGCCCGUAAGUUACAAGUUCAAAGAUCUCAGAUUAUUACUGAGGAAAUAGAAGAAAGCCAAUCAGAAAUUGAUGCUCAAAGUAUCGAAACAUCCUCAUUUAUUCAAGAAUCUAUUGUUUUAUCUAAAGAAGGUGACUGUGUAGCUUGUUCUGAUGACCAUAAUAUACAUACUAAAUUGGCUUUAAAAGAAGAAGAAUUAGAGAAAACAAGACACAAUUUGAAAGAAGUAACUGAUGAAAAAGAAGAAUUAAUAUUAAAGUCACAGGAUACAGAAAGCAGUUUUUCAUCUGGUCCAAUGUCUCCAUCUCGUUUAUUAAUAGAGACAUCUAAAUUAGCUGAAAAAGUAAAACUGCAAAAGCUUAUUGAAGACAGUGCAGAAGUCAACCUUGAAGGCACUAGCAUCUGUCAAAAGGCUAUAGCUGAACGUCUUGCAUCGGCUGCGAUUUCUGAUUGUAAUUUAUUAGAAUCUGAAGACAAAGAAGUUUUAAUGCGCCAAGUUGAACAAUUGCAAACACGUUUAGACCACGUACGCUCACAAAUGGCAGUUCUUGAGCUUAUGUUUGAACAAUCAGCUGCUCAAACUGAUAAGUUAUAUUUAAUAUUGGGAAAAUAUGAAUCAAAUAUGAUUGCACUAAAAUUAGAAGUAGAAACAAGUGAAGAAAUAAUGAACUGUUAUUCAUCUUUAUUGUCCAUCUACGAUGGUUCAGCGAAUGAAGAAGAGAAAAUGAUGAAAGAUGAAAUCAUAGAGUUGUUGCAUAAUUUAGAUGAAGAAAAGAAAAAAAUUGGAUCAACGGUAGUUGCUUUAGAAUCGUAUCAUUGUGAAGAAGAAACAAUCAAACCAAGAAGUCGUAAUCAAGUAACUCGCAUUGAUUUAGAAAUGGCAGUUCUUGUACAAGAACUAAUGGGGAUACGAGAAGAAAAGAGUGAACUUCAAGAACGUUAUGUAGCAUUGCAAAAACAUAACUGUGAAUUAGAAAAACGUUUGGCUGAAUGCGAAGAACGGUCUAAAAUAGAUUUAGAUACAAUUCAAGCAUUAGAGCAGCAAUUAUCAUCUGAAGAUUUUGAUAGUAAUGCUAGUAUAAAUGUUAAACUACAGAAACAGCUAAAAGAUGUUACAACAGCAUAUCAACUUGCAAUGAGAAAUUCUGACACUAGACAUAAGCAAAAUAUAACAUUGAUUGAAAAACUCCGCAAUGAGAAUACAACACUUGAACGGAGUUUGGAAAGGGCUAAACGCAAAUCUCAGUCACGUUUAAAGAAAUUGGAAUCUGAAAUUGAAAUUAUGGUCAGCACACACACUCUUCAGGUGAACAUUUUAAAAGAAAGAAUUGCUGUACUGGAAUCAACUAUUAUGAAUAAUGAGAUCAGUAAAAAAAACGAAACUACUUUAUGAACUUUAACAAACAUAGUUAAUUAGUUAUAAAUCAUAAAAUUUGUGCGAUAUUUUUUUUUUAUAUAUCCUUAGCUUGAAAUGAAUAAGCAUUGCUAGGCUUUACUUCAGUUCCUUUGAAUAUAUACGACUUAAGUACAAUAUAGUAAGUAAUA